UAGUGACGCAGCUUUUUUUUCUUUGCUUGUUUCCCAUAUUGAGUUUUCAAAUUUUUGUUGAUGUUAGCGACAGGGCAACUGACAGUCGAUAAAGCGGAGCAAAUUUGCAAGUGGUAUUUCCGCAUUGGAUUCUGUUGCAUGCCAUGGAUGUGGGUUGCGUUGUGGUUUUUUUUUUCACAUCAUCAAUCACACAGCGACACCAUCGCUUGGUACGUUAGUAUGUCAUUUAGGCUCUUCAUCGGAAGCGGUAUUUUUUAUGUUUGCUUCUACAUCAGCUUGUUGCUGCUUGUCCCUGCUACAAGUAAAAUUUGGAUUAUUCCUCCGUUCACAGGCGAGUGGCAGCCUGGCUAUUUCGCGGCACCUUUGGAAUGA
Phytomonas sp. EM1 is the source of this 372-nucleotide messenger RNA. The record is from the annotation of a GenBank genome assembly. NCBI's taxonomy places the organism in Eukaryota, Euglenozoa, Kinetoplastea, Trypanosomatida, Trypanosomatidae.